This is a messenger RNA of Leptopilina boulardi, 2464 nucleotides long. RefSeq lists its product as uncharacterized. Gene Ontology annotation, molecular function: DNA binding. Gene Ontology annotation, cellular component: nucleus. The record is from RefSeq and is a predicted model, not a curated record. The coding region runs from base 882 to 1577 and encodes 231 amino acids. The transcript is spliced from 2 exons. Lineage: Eukaryota; Metazoa; Arthropoda; Insecta; Hymenoptera; Figitidae.
GACACCCUGUAUGUUAAGAAGCCGGAAAAUUAAUUUUAAAAUUUCUAUACAUGUUAUUGUUUGUAUUUAUAUUUGUACGUGUUAAGAAGACGGAAAAUUAAUUUUAAUAAUUGCCACAUAUUUUAUUUAUAUUUAUAUAUUUACAUUUUAAGAAGACGAAAAUUUAAUUUUAAUAACUUCCAAAUGUUUUUAUUUGAUUUAUAUUAUUUAUAUUAUGUACUUUAAUAAAUAAAAGAUAUUGAAAUAAAUAUAAAGUAUUAGUUUCAACAUAUUGAAAAAGCUAGUCGCUUUUCACUUUCAUGAGGGUAUUAACGGUAACUCGAUCCUUUUCGCAGGUAAAUUUCCCAGUUCCAUUUCUGUACCAAUAUGCAUCAAAUUAGUACUGAGUUGGUACUGAGCCCUCAGUUCCAAUUUUCCAGUACCAAUCCAGUACCACUCUUCCGGCAGGGAGGUAAAAAAAACACAUAAAACAGAUUUAUGUUAUUUUGUUUUUUUUACCUUCUAUUGAUCGAAUUUUACUUCUUAUCAAAAUAAAUUUUUUUCUUGCAGAUUUUCGUGUGAUUAUGGUGACGCAAAAUCUUUUUGGUCUUUUUUUGGGAGUGAGCAUCAAUUCUGAUGACAACAUAAAGAUGUCUAAAGUUCGAAAAGAAAGUAAACGGAGAUGGAAGACAGAGGACUUGCUGAAAGCGAUACUUGAAUGUCGUCAAAGGCCAGGUCAUGCAAGAUUAAUAGCGAAUUCAUAUGGGAUUCCAUUCAGCACCUUGAGAGGAAGACUGAAAUAUUUUCAAGAAAAUGAAGUGACACAGUCUGAUAUAAAAUUUGGACGAUUUACGUCUACUUUUACUCCGGAAUAAGAAGAUCUUAAAAAUUAUCUUAUAGAAAUGGAUAAGCGAAUGUUCGGUUUGCAGCCUAUAGAGUUUCGUAGAAUCGCUUAUCAAUUUGCAGAAGCAAAUAACAUACCUCACCGUUUCAAUAAAGAUGUAGGAGCAGCGGGUAAAGAUUGGUUUAAAGAUUUUAGAAACAGACAUCCAGAGUUGAGUCUUAGAACUCCGGAAAAAACUUCGUUUGCUCGAGCUUGUGGCUUCAAUAAGCCUAAUGUAGAACAAUUUUUUCAUUUAUUGCUUCAAUUAAUGACGAAAUACUCGCUUUCACCAAGCAGAAUUUACAACGUUGUUGAGACAGGCAUAAGUUCUGUACCCAAUGUUGUGCCAAAAAUUCUAAGUGUUAAAGGGAAAAAACAAGUAGGAUUGCUAACCUCUGCUGAAAGAGGGGAAACAAUUACUUGUGUCAUUUGUUGUAAUGCCGCUGGGAACUUUAUUCCACCUACUCUGAUGUUUCCACGAAAAAGAAUGAAGUCGGAAUUGAAAAACGGUUGUCCUCCUGAAUCACUAAUCGUUUUUCAUCCAUCUGGUUGGAUGCAAACAGAAAUAUUUUGUCCAGUUUGGUUCGACCAUUUUCUGAAAUACGCAAAACCAAGUGAGAACAAUCCAGUUCUCCUGAUUUUAGACGGGCACAGUACGCAUGUUAAAAAUCUUAAUCUCAUUUAUUCAGCACAGAAAAAUAAUGUAGCCGUUUAAGACUUAUUAUAGUCAAGAGUGUACAACGUGGCUUCGGGAACACCCAGGUCAGGCUAUUAAAAUGUGUAAUGUUGGACAAAUUUUCGGAAGAUCUUACAUUCGGGCUGCCGUGUCCAAUAUUGCAAUAAAUGGAUUUAAAACAUCAGGAAUUUGCCCCAUUAAUUCCAAGAUUUUUAGUGAAGAGCAAUUUUCACCAUCUCUCACAACUGAUAUCGAAAUUGUAACAUCACAGGCUACGUCAUCUCAGAGUAUGAACUGCGACGAAAGGCAACACGACUCGAAUGAUUAUACUGAAAAUAUUAUUAAUGAAUCAGAACUAGAUGUAAAUAGUUCUCCAAAAAUUAAAACCAAAAAUAAAUGUAAAAAGACUGAAGGAAAGAAAGUCAAUCGAACAGUAUUAGCCGAUAUUUCUAUUACUCACUUAAAUGUAGAAAAUUCAAAAGUUAAUAGUAUUUUAAAAUUAGACAUUCCAGAACCUAUGACUAAAACACCUUGUGACACGAAAAAAGAGCUAAUAAAACCUGCAGACAUUGCUCCUCUACCGCAGGGUAAAUAUAAUACUAGAGCGAAAAAUUUUUCAAAGAAAAAAGGGAAAACUGUCAUAGUAACUUCUGAUGAAUAUAAAAAAGAAUUGGAAUUACGAAGUACUACACCAAAGAUUUCACCUAAGAAUAAAUUAAGUAAAUCAAAAAUAAUUAAAAAGAGAAGAAGUUUGGAUAAAGAGAAUUCGAAUUCACUAGUAAAGAGAAUAAAAACGGAGGACGAUGUUAAUUGCCUUACAUGCAAUGAACUUUAUUCACUUUCAAUACCUGGUGAAGAAUGGAUCCAAUGCCAAGACUGCUCUUCAUGGGCUCAUCUUAAAUGCGCCAUACAUUUAGUAAAAAAAA